Alligator sinensis (Chinese alligator) is the source of this 2679-nucleotide messenger RNA. RefSeq names its product chromosome unknown C11orf24 homolog (gene CUNH11orf24). The record is from RefSeq and is a predicted model, not a curated record. The coding region runs from base 590 to 1981 and encodes 463 amino acids. NCBI's taxonomy places the organism in Eukaryota, Metazoa, Chordata, Crocodylia, Alligatoridae. The transcript is spliced from 7 exons.
GUGGGCAGUGGCCCGCGGUCUCUUCAAGUAGCAAAGAGGCUAGGCUCUGGGGAUGUCUUCCUGCCCCUGGUCUGUUCACAUCUCUGGGCAGAGUUGCUGGGCAGUAUCUGAUGGCUCUGCAGACUCGGUUGAGGGCCGGGACUUGAGCAGGAUGGAAUAGGAUCACCCUUGGAAGUACUGAAGAGGUGGAGCAGAAUCUGUCUCUGAGUCUAAACUUUACUAUUUUAGGCCCUAUUCCUGCAAAAGUUAGGCACAUCCUUGACUGCUAACUCACAGACGGAAGUGGACCCAGGAUUUUUCAAAGUGGGUGGAGGAGCAGCAGCCAGCUCUGCAGGGGUAGCUGUAUCCCUACCCCCAGCCUCCUUUCCCUUGCCCCUGCCUCCAACCAGGACGAGCAGACCAUGCCAUGGGAGCAGCAGUCGGGGGCUUUUUAAAGCUCCCAAAGCAGGCCCGAUAAUUCCUCCCGCCAGCAAGAAAGAAGUUUUGAAUGCAUGCCUGAUAUGUCACCUGGGACCUAAAGGUAACUGGCAAAAGCUUCUCCUGCACAAGAGGAGGGAAGAAAAGCCUUGUUCCAGAGCCAGCCCUCAGGAUGUGGACAGCGGUUGUAUUUGUCCUGUUGAUUUACUCAUGCAUAUCUGAAAACAGAAUUUCCAUCUUAAAGGAGCGAGGGGCCCGGGUAAUACAGAUAAACAAACUAAGCAGUGAAAAGCAGUGCAGACAAGCUUGCAAAAACCUAUCUGUUUCAGGUCAUCACAGCUGCAACUGGUCCAUGUUCUACCAGAACCAUUGUGUCCUCUUAUAUUGUCACCACUUGGGUGUGUGUCAGAAUGCCAGAGCACAAGACAUUAAAGAACUCCUUGGAGAAUUCAUCCUUAAGAAAAGAUCACUGGAACCAAAUCAAACUACAGAUGCAGAACAAAUGGCGGUGACAAACAUCACAAAUCAUGACUCAAAGGGUGAAAGGAACACACCAGCACCAUCAGCUCUAGAAAUGACUACAAGAGGGACCAGAACAAGCCCAACAGUUGUAGCUGCAACCAGUGCCACGACCACCACUGCUCGUGCCACGACCACCACUGCUCCUUUGACCCCCAUGACUGCCAACACCACUAUAGCCUCAAUAGAAACAACAAACAAGGUGAAAAUGUCUACUAUCCCAGCCACAAGUAAUACAACAUAUUUUGGAGCCUUGAAUGUCUCUGAAAAUUCCAGUGUCCUUCCCAGCACGAUACAUCCAGCUGCUGCUUCUCCAAAUUCAAGUCAUGCAGCUUAUAGCUCUCAUCCCUCAGCUACCUUUGGCAAGUCUGAACUUUCACCCAGUAUUUCACUGGCUAUUACCACGUCUGUCCCAGCUCUCAACACAACAACACAACCCAGUACAACCAUUACUACAAGCAGCAUUUCCACAUCUAGUAGGAGUACGACUGUUGGGGUCGAUCCAAAGCCAGUAAGUUUAUCCACAGCUGCAGCCACCUCCCGCCAGAAUUUGGAAGAUGGGACAGGCGUUUCCCGAGCUACUAGUCCCUCGAUACCAGUGACGGAAAUGAAUUCUUUAAACCCCAAACUGGAGACAACCACAGCCAAAACAACCGGAGUUAAGCCAACUCCUCCUCUUCCAGUUACUACAGAGGGUGCAAAACCUUUAACUAGCCAGUUAACAAAAGAAGCUACCAUUGGUUCUGGGGUGAGAACAAUAUAUACAACUGUUUUGAUUAAACUUUCAACCACAAAUGCAGCAGAUAUAGCCAGAACACCAGUCCCAGGCCUAGACAUCAGCCAACAAAGCACAGCCAGUGAGUAUCUGCUUCCAAAUGCGGCAGACGACAUCAGUUCACUCCUGGCAGUGCUUAUGUUUGGCAUAUUGUUUUUUAUAACUGUUAUAGUUCUGUUUGCCAUUCAGGCUUAUGAAAGCUACAAGAAGAAGGACUACACACAAGUGGACUACUUGAUCAAUGGAAUGUAUGCGGACUCAGAAAUGUGAGAGGGUGGGGCAGAGACCCCAAGAGACAGGCUUCAAUGUGUAUCAUGGAGACAGAAAGAAAAAUGAGCCACGCAGGCUUUCUCAUUUGCCUAUAAGACAAACUGAAAGUGCUUCCAAUUUUACUUCCAGUGCAAUUUAGGAAAAAUGCCAUGUACUGUAUUAAAAAAAAAAAAGAGAUUUUUCUCAACAAUAACAGAUUGCUAUAGAAAUGGAGUAAUUUCUAACAACCCUGGCGCUAAUACAAAAUUGCUUCAGCCAUUGUUUUUCGUUGCAAAAUGAAACUGAAAAGUGUGUGUGUGUGUGUGUGCAAUCAUCUUCCAAAGAUUGCAGAGAGCUUCGUUAAGUUCCUUGCCUGUCAUUAAUUCCACAUGCAGCAGUUUGUAAACUUCCUGUCUGUAAAACAGGAAUGACAAUGCCCAUUCACCUUUUAUGAAGUGCUUUUAAAUUCAAUAGAUGAAAAGCCCUGCCUAAGUGCUAAGUAUUACUUCAAUGAGACAUUUUUAAGCCAAUGAGCAUCAUGUUCUGCUAAUGCUUCCUGCUUGUAAAGAGAUCUGUUUACAAGAUACUGUAAACACUCGGUUUACUGCUGAACAAGACGGUUCUUUACUAAGGUGCAGAUUCUUGUGCCUCUAUACAUACAUGAUCUUAUUUUUGUAUUCACUCAAUAAAUGGGGUCCUGAAGGGCAUGUAACUUUUAA